UCCAUUCCUAGCUGGGACCGCUAGCCAACCGUAGGGUAUGCUUACUUAUUUUGAUGACAGUCCCAACUAAAGAGCAUAUGCAACCAAUGCGCUGUCUUUUAGGAGCUGGUUUCGUCGCACGUAAACCGUGACUCGCUGAUACAUCUGCAAAGGAGGAUCGCACUGCCUCUUCCUUACACCGUUCUAUAAUAGUUUGUUAGGAUGAUUCAAGCACAAACCAGAGGCCAGGUCCUGGAGGGCGUGCAGCAAUAUGGGCUGGCUCCCGGUGCCCGGAAGAUGAUUGACGCAGAGGAAGCGGCGGCGCAAAUUGCAAUGGAGACCGGCAUCUACGGGGUGUGGCGCAGCUCCAAGGGCACCGAUUGCACCCGCAUCGGCCCCACCGCGCGCUGCUUCUGCAACCACAGCUAUGCGGACCACUUCUUCGUGUCGCCCAAGUCGCCCUACCCGAUCUGCAAGGCCUGCUCCUGCAGGGGCUUUGCGUUCGUCCCCUCCAGGCCGGAGGAGGUGGGCGAGUGGUGGCUGCCCCGCCGCAAGGGCUUCAACGUGCACACCUGGCGCGCCAAGUGCCGCUGCGGACACGGACACGACGAACACGACCCCAACGCGCGCCGCUGCCGCUGCGGCUGCUCCAUGUUCCAAUCCAACUUUGCAUGCCUGGUGUGCGACCUGAAGUGGGAGGACCACGAGACGGUGUUCGAGACGGCGCAGGAGCGCCUGAUGGCGGGCCGACCCGUGGGUCAGGACUUCCGACCCCUAGCCGACGAUGCGCCCAUACGGGACCUGGUGUUCCCCGGGGACCAUGGAGCCGCGUCGGCGGAGGCGUUCGUGCCGUGCAGCCUCCGCCGCGCGCAGGUCUCCCCCUCCCGCGGCGAGAAGGCGGUGCGCAUCAUGGCGGCCAGCAGCGGCGGCGCGGUGACGGGGCAGCCCCUCGCCAACCGCUGGGGCAAGGUGGCGCACCCGCCGCAGUGGCCACCCGCGCCGCCGCUGCAG
Messenger RNA from Astrephomene gubernaculifera, 990 nucleotides. The record is from the annotation of a GenBank genome assembly. Lineage: Eukaryota; Viridiplantae; Chlorophyta; Chlorophyceae; Chlamydomonadales; Astrephomenaceae.